UGCAAGGCAGCUCCCGUUGACGAUGGAAGCGGCAUCUUCCCCCUCUUCGAGCGACUCCUCCGCGAGGAGUUGGACGGCAAGGAAGGCAGUGCGAUUGACAUGACGCAGCUUCCGCCAGUGAACUUCGACCUUCUUCCCAGCAAGGUUACAAGUAUGCCUGAGGCCCUCGCAGCUCUGAAAAUCGCCGACCAGCUUCUGGCGCAGCUGGACAACCUCAGUUCGAGCCUUCGCUUCGCGCACUUCCUGAAGAUUGCCUUGGUCCAGCACACCUUCACGCGUUUGCUGCCUGUACCUUUGGGUCCGGUGUCCCUGGCACGGGUGGGCACGAAGGAUGAUGUUUGGGGCACGGCCGCGACACCCGAGCAGCAGGUUGACACGGCUCUCGUGGUCAAGCGCAUUGCGCAGCAUUUUUCCAUGAGCUGUGGUGCGACCUUCGGACAUCGCGGCUUCGAUGGUACCCGGGUUAUCAUCCUCGGAGCCAUGGUCACUUUGCUGGACCGAUUGCUGCGGCAACCAGGCAGCUCCACGCCAAGCAAGGCAAUGAUGGGACGCCUGGAUGAUGAGAAGGAGCAAGAAACUCGGUUUUUGGUCUCUUGGGAAGUCUUCGCCAAGCAGUCGGAGACUUUCCUGCUCUUCUCUCCGGACCUCAAUGUCACCCGCGCGCGAAGCCUGGCCUACUUCCAGGAAGUGGAGCAGGAGGCCCAAGAGCAAGGAGCCAAGAUGAAGCACCUCUUCCAGUGGGAGAAGGAUGGCUGGGUCAUGGAGUUCCCAGACCAGGGGGCCGAGGCCUUGGCCGGGAAGAUGGCAAAGAGUCUCUACCGCAGGCGGAUCACCCUCAUCGACAGCUACUUGGACAGCUACUUUCCGGAGUUUGCAGCUUAUCGAGAUGUCUGCAUGUGGUGGAAGUACUAUCUCUGCACGGAUCCGGUGGUCUUCCGCUUCCAGCCGCUGGAAUUCUCGGAUGGUCACCUGCAGUGGGUCAUCGACGUGCACCCGCGAUGGCAGCCACCUAGCCGCAGCAAGUGCCUUGCGAAUCGCUGUGGUCUGGGCCAGGCAGACAGUGAGCUUCUGCUGUCUUACCUGACGGUGCCGAGCCCGACCGAGUUCAUGCCCUUUCGCAGCAAAGGCUACGAGAUCUGCUCCAGGUUGGCACGGUCGCCGGAAGCUACCGUGGAUGCAGUCAUCGAGCUCUUGGAUCAGGCGUUAAAGCUGGACACCCAGGCGGGGUGGGGCGACUUGAGGGCGGCCUGUGUUCUCGGAACGGACCCUGCGACAGCUGCAGGACGCCUGGCCGAGGCUGCGCAGCUCCCUGCAAUCUGUGGCCGGGAGUCCCGAGGCACAUGCAAGAUUCAAACUGCUGGUAAGGUUAACGACCGCAGCGCCCUGACCAUCCUUGGCCGAUGGCUUGACUCAGUGAGGACAGACUUUGGUCAACAGUUCGCGGAGGAGCAGACGCCAGACAUCCUCGUGUCCGGUGCCGGCGAGGAUGCUGGCAACAGUUGUUGCGUCUACGAGGCGUCGGGCCACCACAGCAGCCUUCCGAAAAUAUGGAAGGCCAUCCGGGGCAAGGCACCCUUGCCCAAGGUGGAGUCUGUGGUGGACAGAGAGACCCAUUUGGCCUGCCAACUUCAUGGCCACCGGGUGCUUCUCCUCCGCAACCUCCGGGCGGAGGAGCUGACGAUGGACCUCGUGGAGAGGCUACUCUGCUCCUUUGUCUUCCUCACAUCGCGCCACACGUGGAACGAGGACACUCUUGGAAUGCCGGAACCGGAGUUGUUCGAGGUGAUCUUCGCCAAGCGCUUGGAGCUCAUCGGGUGGUUGGAAGAGGCACCCUACGCAGAUGCUUGCCGGGUCCUGGACGCGGUCUUGAAGACCGCCACCGGUAUCGAGAAGGGACCUCCCGGAUGGGCUAUUUGGCCAGAGGCGGCGAACAGGGGGAGGUACAUGGCCUUGGGCCAUCCGCAGGCCUCAACGGAUGGCCGUCUACCAAUGGCGGGCUCCUUCGGUGACACGGUUCCGGCUGCUGAGGUGAAUCUGCAGAGCUUGGCCUUCCGCGUGGAGGGCCAGCAGAUGCAGGCCUUAGACGAGCGCGCGGCGCAGGAUCCCGAUGUGCUCCACGUCUUCGGUUCGUCUGCCAAGACGAUGCAAUGCGUGUCGCUGGGCGACUUCGAGCACCGCCAGGAUCGCAAGGUCGUUGGAACCGAUUAUGUCAUCAGCAUGUGGGACAAGGAGACAGGUGGCCUUCCGGAGAUCGGCCUUUGCGACCGGCUCUACGAUCCAGACGACCUGGCGACGGAAGAGCAAUGGAUCGCCGACUUCUUUGAGCCCAUCCGCAAGAAGUACUUCGUCAAGCUGGGGUUUCCGCCAGCUGAUGUCCAGUUCUACCUCCCGGAGAACACCGUCCCCGAAGACUCCCACGUCGUCAUCCUCGCCGGUGGCCACCCCAAGAAAUCGUCCACGAUCUGGAAGGAAGUUGUGAUCUACAAGGAUUUCGGCUGCUGCCACGUCUUUGCGAUCGAAGCCUGCGGUCGGCGGAAGUAUCGUGUGCUCGAAAUGUCGACGGAUGCUCGCUUCUGCCACUGGGAGAUGCAGCCGGAGUCCAGCAUGGUGAACUAUGGGGACCAGAUGCAGGUGGACAAACGCCCACGGGAUCCCUGGCCAGCGUCUUUACGGCAAGACCUUGGGUCCUGA
Symbiodinium necroappetens is the source of this 2691-nucleotide messenger RNA. NCBI's taxonomy places the organism in Eukaryota, Dinophyceae, Suessiales, Symbiodiniaceae. The record is from the annotation of a GenBank genome assembly.